Messenger RNA from Penicillium angulare, 462 nucleotides. Its product is annotated as mitochondrial 54S ribosomal protein uL11m. Bases 1 to 462 code for a protein of 153 amino acids. The transcript has 2 exons. Lineage: Eukaryota; Fungi; Ascomycota; Eurotiomycetes; Eurotiales; Aspergillaceae. Gene Ontology annotation, molecular function: structural constituent of ribosome; large ribosomal subunit rRNA binding. The record is from RefSeq and is a predicted model, not a curated record. Gene Ontology annotation, cellular component: ribosome; mitochondrial large ribosomal subunit. Gene Ontology annotation, biological process: translation.
AUGGCCAAAACCGCUCUGGCUAGGGACCAAUUCGUCAAGCUCAUUGUUGGCGCGGGCCAGGCUAGUCCCAGUCCCCCCGUUGGUCCGGCUCUGGGUAGUAAGGGUGUGAAGAGUAUGGACUUUUGCAAGGAGUUCAAUGCCCGCACUUCUCACAUUACUGUCGGUGUCCCUAUUCCCGCGCGCGUCACUGUUCGCCCCGACCGAUCCUUCACCUUCGACCUCCGCACUCCUACCACCACCUACCUACUCCUGAACGCCGCCAAUGUUGAGCCUCGCAAGAACAGGUUGCGCGGCGCUAUGAACCCUGGCCAUGAGACCUGUGGUCAAAUCUCACUUAAGCAUGUCUAUGAGAUUGCCCAGAUCAAGCACACCGAAACCCGACUAUCAGGGUUGAGCUUGCAAGGGCUGUGCAAGAGUGUCAUGUCACAGGCCAAGUCCAUUGGAAUCCAGGUUGUGCCAUAG